This is a messenger RNA of Acanthosepion pharaonis, 885 nucleotides long. The record is from the annotation of a GenBank genome assembly. NCBI's taxonomy places the organism in Eukaryota, Metazoa, Mollusca, Cephalopoda, Sepiida, Sepiidae.
AUGGUCCUACGACGAACGUCGGAGUUACCAAAUGUAGUUGUACGUACGUCGGGGUUACCAAAUGUAGUUGGCACGUCGGGGUUACCAAAUGUAGUUGUAGGUAUGUCGGGGUUACCAAAUGUAGUUGUAGGUACGUCGGGGUUACCAAAUGUAGUUGACACGUCGGGGUUACCAAAUGAUUAUUUCCGCUGUAUUCUGUUGAAUUUCUUCAACAAAUUUAAAUCGCCACCAAGUGAAUCACGUAGAGAAAUCCGCACAGAAACUGUGCCAAAAAAGAGAACUUUCUUUUUCACUGGAAAACCUUACACCACCAAUAUGGGUUGCGUUCGCUCGAAAGAGAAAGAAUUUGACAUUUCUAACAAGGAACACGUUGAAGUGAAAGAACCAGAAAAAGGAGAGAAAAAAGACACCUCCGAGAAAACUUCGGACGUUUUGCAGAAAAUGAGAGAGGAUUGUAAGAAAGCUCAUAAUGCAUACCGUGCCAAACACAUGGUGAUGGCACUGAAAUUAAAUGAUGACCUAAACAAACUGGCACAGAAAUGGGCUGAACACCUUGCUUCUAUCCGGACGCUUAAGCAUAGUGACUGCAAAUGGAAAGAUGACAUUGUUGGAGAGAAUAUUGCAUAUAAAUGGAUGUCAAAUGGAGGAGAAUUUACAGGGCAAGAAGUUACUGACAAUUGGUAUAAUGAAGUUGAAAAAUAUGACUACAAUGUUGGAAGAAGCCAAGGCACUGGGCAUUUCACUCAAGUGGUGUGGAAAGGAAGCUUUGAAUUUGGAAUGGGCAUGGCUCGAGCAAGCGAUGGCAGUUUUUACGUUGUUUGCAAUUACUUCCCAGCAGGCAACAUCAUUGGAAGAUUUGAUGAGAACGUACUGAAACCAAAAUAA